Messenger RNA from Drepanopeziza brunnea f. sp. 'multigermtubi' MB_m1, 1176 nucleotides. RefSeq lists its product as uncharacterized. Lineage: Eukaryota; Fungi; Ascomycota; Leotiomycetes; Helotiales; Drepanopezizaceae. The record is from RefSeq and is a predicted model, not a curated record. Gene Ontology annotation, cellular component: mitochondrion. Gene Ontology annotation, biological process: mitochondrial respiratory chain complex I assembly; biosynthetic process.
AUGCAGGUAUCUGUCGCAACCACAACAACUUCUAUUCUUGUUUUAAUCUUUUCUGGCUCGCGCAAUCCCGUAAACCGAACAUACGCGACCACCGCAUACAGCACUCCAGCGCCACAUCCAUCUCGAAUCUCAGCGGCAGAUGUUCAAGCUGCUCGUCUAUACUGCUCGAAUCUGCUGCAGAAGUUCGACUCGCCAUCCUAUACUCUCCAAACCUUCGUCCCUCCUUCAGCCAAAGACGCAUACCUUUCAAUACGAACGCUUAACAUCGAGCUGGCACGGAUACCAGACUUGGUUUCGAAUCCCACAGUCGGUGCCCUCCGUAUGCAAUUCUGGCGCGAUAAUUUGACUCGUACUUUUGCCAAUACGCCGCCGAAAGAGCCUGUCGCAAUCCUCCUACACCAUGCUCUCCAAGCUCUCCAGGAACGUCAUCCAGGGAUUAGCACAAAUGUAAUGAAGGGAUGGUUCAUGAAAGUAAUCAACGCAAGGGAGCAAUAUAUGGAUAAUCGACCGUACGCAAGUAUGAGCGAUUUGGAGACCUAUGCCGAAAACACAUACUCUACAUUGAUGUAUUUGACACUGGCGGCUCUGCCUCUGCACUCGAUGGCAGCAGACCACGUCGCAAGUCAUAUAGGAAAGGCCACCGGAAUUGUCGCGGUGCUCAGAGGUCUGCCAUUACUGGCUUUCCCACCCCCUCCAAAUCACCAUAGCAAUAACACGGCAUCUGCAGGCGGAAACACAGGAGGGAGACAGGGAUCUGUUGUCCUGCCUUUGGACGUAAUGGCAGACGCUGGAGUGAAGGAGGAAGAAGUUUUCAGGCAGGGUGCUAAUGCUCCAGGAUUGCAGGAUGCCGUAUUCACUGUCGCCACUCGAGCAAAUGAUCAUUUGAUUACCGCAAGAGAAAUGCUGAAGAACUUGCAACAAGGGAAAGACGCAGGUCAUGAUUUUGAGCACGAGGGCGAGGAAGGCCACCAAUACGCUCAGUCUGAUUCCAAAGGACUCUCGCAGGCGGAUGAGAUUGAGCGUGGCUUCGGCGUGCUGAUGCCGGCCCUGCCGACGAGAUUAUGGUUGGAGAAACUUGAGAAACACGACUUUGAUGUUUUCAGACCAGAGUUGAGAGCAGGGGACUGGCGUCUGCCAUGGAAAGGAUAUUUGGCUUAUUCACGAAGAUCAAUAUGA